AUGCUCCGCGCCCGGCUGCCCACGGCUCUGCUGCGGAGCAUCGGUGGCACGUACGUAUCCCGGUCCCGGGGACCCCCCCGAGCCCCCCAGGAGCCGUCCCGCCCCCCGGCCGUGCCCCCCGGCUCUGGGGGUCCUGCCCCCCCCGCGCCGGCGUGGAUUUACCGCCCGUGGCGGGGGCCGAGCUGUUCUCUCCGCAGCACCGCGCACCUGGUCCGGACGCUGGACGCCAUGUUGUGGAAACUAGCAGAUAAUGUCAAGUACGAAGAGGACUGCGAGCCCCACCGGCAGAGCCAGGAGCCGGCGGCGCUGGCCCCGCACGGCCGCCCCGGGCUGGUGCCGCACCUCUCGGCGCUGGAGAGCGGCUCUGCCGCCAGCCGCAGGGAGACUUUCCGCCGCUCCGAGCUGCUGCUGCCCCACGGGCACGGGCUGGACGCCUCGGCGCUGGCCGAUAACCUGGGCCUGCACGAUAUGGCCCAUCAGAUGGAGGAGGUGCAGAAUGUGGAAGACCAACACUUACUAAUGCAUGACCAGACAGUCAUUAGAAAAGGUCCCAUCUCCCUAACGAAAAACAGCGCUCUGAGCCUGCCCUGCCAGAAGGAUGGAUUAAUUGGGGUGGUGAUCAACCCCAACGAGGUGUUCUGCUCGGUGCCAGGGCGGCUCUCCCUGCUCAGCUCCACCUCCAAGUACAAAGUGACCGUGGCAGAGGUGCAGAGGCGGCUCUCGCCCCCGGAGUGUCUCAACGCCUCCCUGCUGGGAGGAGUCCUGCGGAGAGCCAAAUCUAAAAAUGGUGGCAGAUCUUUAAGGGAAAAACUGGAUAAAAUUGGCUUGAAUCUUCCUGCUGGCAGAAGGAAAGCUGCAAAUGUGACACUAUUGACAUCUUUGGUGGAAGGUGAAGCUGUGCAUCUUGCUCGUGACUUUGGCUACGUGUGUGAGACAGAAUUUCCUUCCAAAGCAGUGGCUGAGUAUUUAACCCGACCACACAUGGGCCGCAACGAAAUGGCAAACAGGAAGAACAUGCUUCUUGCUGCAAAGCAGAUCUGUAAGGAAUUCACAGACCUCCUCACUCAGGACAGAACUCCCCUUGGAAACACAAGACCCAGCCCCAUCUUGGACCCUGGCAUCCAGGGCUGCUUGACUCAUUUCAGCCUGAUCACACAUGGCUUUGGGAGCGCUGCCAUCUGUGCUGCCAUGACAUCCGUCCAGAACUACCUAAACGAGGCGUUAAAAAUUGCAGACAAAUCCUACAUGAACGAGCAGAGCCCCGCAGAGAGCAACAAAACCCUGGACAAAAUGGACAAGCACAGGAAGUGAAAGGAAAACCAGACUUUGCCCUUCCUCCUACACACAGACUGAGAUCUUCUUGCCAGGGGGAACGUAGAAAAUUGGG
Ficedula albicollis (Collared flycatcher) is the source of this 1387-nucleotide messenger RNA. It is a transcript of the gene TFAP2C, whose product is annotated as transcription factor AP-2 gamma. Lineage: Eukaryota; Metazoa; Chordata; Aves; Passeriformes; Muscicapidae. The record is from RefSeq and is a predicted model, not a curated record. Bases 1 to 1311 code for a protein of 436 amino acids. The transcript is spliced from 8 exons. Gene Ontology annotation, molecular function: RNA polymerase II transcription regulatory region sequence-specific DNA binding; DNA-binding transcription factor activity, RNA polymerase II-specific. Gene Ontology annotation, biological process: regulation of transcription by RNA polymerase II; regulation of cell population proliferation; anatomical structure development. Gene Ontology annotation, cellular component: nucleus.